Messenger RNA from Oncorhynchus masou masou (cherry salmon), 7846 nucleotides. RefSeq names its product protein FAM222B-like. The record is from RefSeq and is a predicted model, not a curated record. The transcript is spliced from 2 exons. The coding region runs from base 1886 to 4177 and encodes 763 amino acids. NCBI's taxonomy places the organism in Eukaryota, Metazoa, Chordata, Actinopteri, Salmoniformes, Salmonidae.
ACACUAGCUUGUUUGCUCGCUAUAUUGCUUGCUUCUUUAUCAACUGACUAACUUAAUGGUUAACUUCUCGUGUAAACAGUACGUUAGCCUAAGCAACGUUACUAAUUAGAACUACAAUGCCUGUGUUAUGUAGUUUGUUUGGAAAAAAAUAAGUACUUUUUGGCACGCUAAUAUUGUGUAGCUAAAUAGUUAGCGCUCAUUUUCAUUUUAAGUGGUCUAUUGACUACUAGACGACAAUGCUACUCAACGAUGACACCAGCUAGUUUGUAUUUAAGGUUUUUGUUCAUAACUAGUUAUAUUAAUGUCCUCGCAUUCUAGAUCAGAGAAACCCUACCCAGGCCAGAGCCAACGUUGAAUGACUGUUAUUGAUAUUUAAGCAAUGAUGCAAUAACAUUUAUGGUAGUUAAUCAGACUGUCUGAGUAUAUUUAUUGUAACUAGUAGCUCCAUCCUUUUCAAGAACUGGUCAGCUGGACACUAAUCAGCGACAGUGUAAGACUUUGCAUUCUUGGGACUUCUGGGUUCUGACAAAUUUAGCUUUGUUCCAGAACUGAAGGGUGUUCUGGGUGACGUUAAAGCACCAUUACAUACUUUAAACAUAGCUGUCCUGCAUCGCUUAGUAUUGUAAAGCAUUUACAUUAUAGUCAUUUAGCAGACUCUGAUCCAGAUUGACUUACAGUAGUGAGUGCAUACAUUUUCUUACUGGUCCCCCACUAUUGGCCCAGCAUCAUUAGGGAUUGGCCGGAGUAGGCAGUCAUUGUUAGUAAAAAUGUGUUCCUAACUGACUUGGUUAGAUAAAUAAAAAUAGGAAUCGAACCCACAACCCUGGGGUUGCAAGUUCCAUGCUCUACCAACUGAGCUGCACAUAAGCACUAGACCUGAGCUCAUUUUCCCUGGCUAAACAAGCAUUUCGGUACACCCGCAAUAACAUCUAAAUAUGUCUUUGUGACCAAUAAAAUUUGAUUUAAACCAGCUGGCUAACUGAACUAUGCUAGUUUUCAACCUCAUUACCAAACUUCAUAUACUGUACUCUCAACUUCAAAACUCCUUUGCUAGUUAUACAAUCAUGUAACUAAGUCAUUUGCUGGAAAGAAACUUAAAUUGUAUUUUGUUAAAGUCAUGACCGUUUCAAGAUAUGUCGUAAGACGACAGUUGGCGUAGAAUAUCAUUGCUACUUAAAACUCUGAUCCAAGUUCAGUUUUGAGAUCCACCAUCUUCAUUGGCAUAGGGUUAGCUGGAAGUAUCUGACUGGUCUUGGAACUGUGACAACAGGCAGCCUCUCCCCACUUGGCUUGAUGGGAUAUGUAGGGAUUUUUCCAUAUGUACCCGAUCUUGUACCCUUAACCUUUUUUCAACUGAUUUGUAGUUGUUGAUUAAAUCUGACUUUACUGGAUUACUCAUUAAUAAUGUCGAGUUAAUUGACUCAAGAAAACUUGACAAAAUAUCAACUCUACACAUCGCGAUGGCUAAAUUACUAAGGGUCUGUGGAGCUCCUCUUCCUCCUCACCACUCUAUGGGCCCUGGUCAGGAGUAGUACACUAUAUAGGGUGUAAUUUGGGAUGCAGACACAGAGAUUAGUGGAGCCAGCUUGAGGUUCUCUAGCCAGUAGACAUCAUGCAGUAUGUCCUGCUGUGCCCUGGGAAAGGAGAAACAUCGUCUCCAUCUUAAGCCCCCUGCUCUGUCUGUCUAGCGGCAGGCAGGGUGUUUGCUGUAAAAGGCUGAGGCACAAAUGCGGGCUGAUUACCAACUGACUGCCAUUUUAGAAAGGUUACAAUGUUCAGGAAAUAAAUAGCCUUAUGGCUGAGUCAUUUUACAUGGUCAAUGUGGCAUCUCUCUCUCAGCAUGGUGAGGAGAGUGUUUCCCAUGUUGCAUUAGUGGAAGUGUGACAUGCUGGCCUGUCUGCCAGCAUCAUCAGGUGACCCUACGACCCGAUUUCUCUCCCACACGCAGAUGAACACUGGACUUCAGCAAUGGGACACUACACAGAAGAUGAGAUCUGCCAACUAUCCAACCCCAGCAGAAUUAGAUGCCUUUGCUAAGAAAGUCUCCAACAAGCCUCUGACCAUAAAGAUCUUCCCCAACAGUGUCAAAGUACCUCAGAGAAAGUACAUCCGCCGCACAGUGAACGGGUUGGACACGUCCAGCCAGCGCCACAGCCCCUACCAGUCUCAGGUCAGCAGCACCAGAGCGGGCCUCGUAGCCGUCCUCCGCACUUCGACCGGGAAAAGCGCCAUCAAAGACACAGACGGCAGCCAAGCCCAUCUGCUUCCCAAAGCAGCCAUGAACCUCCACAGCGGGUCGCACGUCGCUCAAAGCUCUUUACAUCUCCCCGAGCCUGUCCCCCACCUCCAGGGCAUGUCCCAAACCCAACACCAGGCAUUGAACCAGAAACAGGGCCUCCCCCACCCACAUCCACAGCAUGCUGUACAGCAGCACAACAUGGCUCAUCGUGUGACUUCACAGCCACAGAAUAUUCCUCAACCUCACCCUAAAACUUUACAGCAACAGAACAUGGCCCACCCUCAAACUUUACAGCGGCAACCAAGCUUGUCCCAGCGGCAACCAAGCUUGUCCCAGCUGCAAACUGUACAGCAGCAACAGCAGAAUCUGGCGCACCCUCAGAAUAUCCAGCGGCAGCAAAGUUUGCCUCACACGCAGACUUUACGGCAGCAAAAUCAGACUCUGCCACAAACCUUACAGCAGCAGCAUCUUUUUCAUCCUCAGACGCUGCAGCACCAGACUCUUCCUCACCAACAAGCUUUAGUACAGCAGGCUAUGGCUCAGGCUCAAGGUCUCCGGCACCUGCCUGACUUAGCCCAGGCCCAGCCUCUACCUAGUCUGCAACAUUCCCAGGGCAUGCAGCACCCCCAGAGCCUGUCACAGCCUCUCCACCAGGGCCUCCGGCACCAGCCUGACGUAGCCCAGUCCCAGCCUCCACCCAGUCUGCAACAUUCCCAGGGCCUCCCCCCAUCUCAGCAGUUCCCCCAGGCCUCUGGUGCCGGCCCUGGCCCUCCCUCUGCCCUGCAGCCACAGCCAGGCCCCCCCUACGUCCCCAGGAAGCUGCCAGACGCAGACGUUCCGCCAAACGUAACUGUAUCUACCUCCACCAUCCCGCUGUCCAUGGCGGCCUGCCUGCACCACAACCGGCCGGGCACAGACCUGAGCAUCAUCGUGCACCAGAUCAACCAGUUCUGUCAGGCUCGGGCCGGAAUGGGUGCCACCUCGGUGUGUGAGGGCCAGAUUGCCAACCCCAGCCCCAUCAGCCGUAACCUUCUCAUCAAUGCCAGCUCCAGGGUCAACACACCCCACAAUCUGGACCUCCUUCCCUCCUGCCUGCUGGGCCCCACAGAGAAGGCCCCUGGAGAGUCCCAGGGCCCUGCUGGUGGCCUACAGCCCAACAUAGCUGUCAUGAACAGGUUGCCACCUGCUUUCCACACUGACAUAAAGCAGCAGUUACAGCAGCAGCAAGUACAGCCGUUACAACAGGUUCACCAGCAGCAACAACAUAAUCAGGUACAGCAGCUCCAACAGGUUCAUCAGCAGCAACAGCUACAACAUCAGUUACAGCAGCAACUCCAACAGCAACACUCCUGGAACCAGCACCAGCUGGCUCACAUGCAGCACCUGCCUGAGGGAACUAACCCCAGCAAGAACCCCAGGAGAGAAAUCCCCUCUGGGCCUGUCUUCCCUGCCAAGACCCUCAACUAUCCCCACGUGCUGCUGGCCUCGCAGCCACAAGCCUUCUACCUUAAACACCCAUCAGACAAGACAACCCCCUCGCCCUCUGUAACCGGCCCACCGGGUGGCACCAUGCCCAGCUCCACCAACGGGUGCUACCUGCAGGCUCCAUGGAGCAGUGUCCUACAAGCAGGCAAAAGUGAUGGUCUUGGCCCUCUGGAUUUGGCCUUCCAGGGGGGCCCGUCAGGGGCCUCCAUAGACUGCAGCACACCAGGAUCACAGAACCGACCAGGAGCCAGACCCGGGUUCCCAGGUUUGGGUCAGACCAAGCUGAUGAAGCAGAACGUGUCUGAUUACCUGGCUGGGGAUUUCCAGGCAUUCCAGCAUAACCCAGGUGCCAUGGGGAUGAUGCACAGGCCCCCCAUGGGUAGAGCUCUAACCCAGGGCCCAGAGCUAGGCAACGAUAGAAAUAUCCCCGCUCAUCACCCAGGCUAUAGAUAGAUUGCAGUCUUCACCUCAUCAGUUGUGUGUCAUGGUUGGUGAAUGAUUCAAGAUUAUAAUCAGGUGUCCACAUGUUGUAGAGUUCUUGCAAGUGAUCAAUUGACUGUUCUCCCUAGUCGGUUGCUCCUGCUCUCAAUGUUUAAUCGCUGACUUAUGUGUUUUAAAAGUAUGGUCCUUAGCCCUUAAAGGUAUCUGCCCUUAAAGGUAUCUGUUAAACCUUAGUGCCAGAUGAAGGGUUUUUGAUUAUUAUUCUAAUGAUGAUGAAUACUUACUCAUACCACAACAUGGACAUCUGCUUCUUGUAGUAUUUUCUGGAAUACUCUAUUGUGAUCUAGGACUAAGUAGAAAACCUAGUAGGGCUACUUCCUUUCCACAUAAUAAUUACCAUAGUUAUCUCCAGGUUGUCAUGGAACCAAACACGCCCUUUUACAACAUUAGUGGCCUAAUAGCUGCCAAUGCAGCGGCUGAAAAUAGGCCAGGAAAUAACACCCCAUGUUUACAUUUGAAUGGGUAUUUUUGUAUGCUAAUAUGAAUCAGGUUCAUGUCUGAGUAUAUUCUUACUUCAAUCUCUCCCCAUAUAGAGUAAGGUACUGCUACAACCAUUUUGUCCUGUCCUCUUGUGUGUGAUAAGACCUUAAGACGGAGUACUUUUGAAGUCGUUUUUAGUUUUUUUUUUAAUCCCUACCUUGUUCUGUUACUCCUGUUACUUGUCUCUACUUGAAUUUCUCCAGUGACGCUUUCAGUAUGAGGACUUAGAGAAUCGAAAUGUCAUGCUAAACAUUUACAAAAGGAACAAAACCUCGCUUUGGGAAAAACAUUAAUUGUUUUUUGAAUAAUGUGAACCCAGUAAGAUCAAUCCCCUGAUCUUGAAAGGAAUUGUCUGUUUGCUUAGACCAAAUUGAUCACUUGCAAGUGUGCAAGUACAACCGAACAUACCGGAAGGUUAAAAUAUUUAUUUGUUUCACCACUAUACUACUGUAAACAAGUGAAUGGAUUCCUUGUGGAUCUUUACCUGUCUGGGGGUUCUGGUAAGCUGAGGGCUAUCCUACGAAGCAGGUUUGAAGAGUUAGUGAGUUAACUUUGGUCAACUGAGUCUUAAUGAAAAGUAUGGCAUUCGACUAGCCAUGUGCAACACGCAGUUACAAGCCUGCUAGAAUUAGUGGCAGGUGUAUGAGCAAUAUCCACUGUCGUAGUACGGCUAAAGACUGAGCUUGAAUGUGACGCUAACAGAAGCUGGUUCGCUUCAGAAAACAGAUCUAGCUUGCUUAUUGGGAUAUCUCUUUUCCUUCACUUGCUAGCCUAACCCUAACUGUAUUGUCUCUCUACUACCUAGAAAGGAGAACCGAGGUUCAGUCCAGUUAUUUUAAAUGCAAGUUACCUCCUCAUGCUUGUAGAUGGGUCUAGCCAUAGAAAUAUAAUUACGUCUAAGUAAUGAUAUUUCUAUGGGUCUAGCAUGCUGCGUUUUUCCUCAGUUUAAUUUGGCUUACUCUUUCCUCCUCCCUGAUAACUCUUGGGGGAAAAGCCUUAAAUGUUAUAUUAGUUACCUUCUACCUUAAAUGUUGACUUUUUACACCAUGCCGGAUUUCCUUAAACAGUGCAUGGUGUCGCAUCCUAUAUCGAAAAUUGUUUCUGCACAUGUUUUCAUUUAAGGCCAUUGUUAAAUUGCUAAGUAAAAGUCCUCCUUUUAAAGGAUAAUAAGUAUGAAUAGUGUUAAGUAGAGUUUCCUAGGUGUGUGGCACUGGACUGUAACUAUGGUCUUUGGACUACGUUUCUUUCGUUGUUUCUACAUGACAAAUGCCCUACACUAAUUUAGUUCUUAGCUAAUUUAUUUAUUUGAACACUGCAUCCUGAAGCCAUAGGUUUUUCCACAUGGGUGCCAUAGUAACGCAUAUGAUCAGACACAAAACAAUGCAAACUGAUGUCUCACAACUAGCUGCAUUCAGUAAGCGAUGGAAAGGUUAAGUCAGAGGUAAUUUUAUUUAUAUGGGUUAUGUAGCCUUAAAGGCGCUACACCUUUUUUUCCUUCACUUUUUGCAUUGUCAUUCAGAAAAUUGCCAUAUAUCUGCAGUACUAGGGGAAUGAUAAGUGUUUCACAGUAUUACUUACCUGCCCACCAGUGCUGUUAUAAACACCUAUUGAUUUCUCCCGCCAGAGUGGCAUCUGUCAAAAUGGGAAAGCUGUUUUGACUUUGCCUGUGUGGAAAUCGGGUCAAGCAGCCAAUGUAAAAAUGUCUCUAAUUUCCUGGUUGCUAAAAUUCUACACGGUUCGCUCAUUUUCAGUUUGUGAGAAAAACAAGCACUGAAUAGUGGAGGGAAUCAUUGUGCCAUCUAAAUUGCUGUGAAAUAUCUUUUUAAUAACAAAAAAGUUUUUUACAUCUGUUUAAAGCUGGUGGACCAAAACCGAAAGUAAAAGGCUCAAGUGUGUGUCUCCAUGUUGUGGGGGAGAUGGUACAUUUGUUUUGAAUGCAGCCGAGUGCUGUUGCAAUUCUCCUAGCUUCCACAUAGGGGAGAUGUUCUGUGUAGCACCUUUUAAUGUUAUGGAUUGAGCUUUCUUCCCUGAGGGCAGUAGCUCGAUUCUGUUUGGCUCUUACUACUGUUGUGUUCCUGAUGUGCCUGGCCCUUGAAGCUGCUAUUGAAUUCUAAUCUGAACACACAAGAGUGUGUGUGUAUAGUAAUGAUGUAUGGGUUGUACUAUUGGAAUAAAGGUUCCUAUUUAUAAUGUGUUGUCAUGGAGUUUUGAAAUGCGAGAUUGUAAAUCUGUGUAGUGGAAAUGGACCAACUGUUGCUGCAGUGAACCAAGUGAUGUACCUGUUGUUCCAUUUGACCUGAUUUACUUGUUCUAUAAUGUUGUACAGCCAUGCUACAGCCCGAGAACGUCAGGUUAACAGUUACACUUUCUAAUAUUAAGCCCAGCGGAGACAUUUCAUAUGAAAUAGUAUGUGUGGGUGUGUGCGAGAGAAAGGGUGUAAAGCCUAGAUACUUAUGCACACACGUUGGCACACUACACAGUGGUGCACAUCUAUCCAUUUUGGGGGGGACCAAGCUUCUAACUGUAACUACUGAUACUGGACAGGCGUCCACGUUUACAUACCACAAUGAUUCCAGACAAUGUUUGGAGUGUGAACGGCUGCUGCUGAAUCACUGACCAAACUCACCAAGCCUUCCCCUCAACCAUAAUCACCAUGGCCCAAAGCCUAGUUACAUUCUAUGUCUGAAAUGGCAUCCUAUUCACUACAUAGUGUACGACUUGACCUAGGGUCAUAGUCAAAAGUGGUGCACUAUUUCGAAAGUAGUGUGCCAUUUUGGAUGCUAACAUUCUUUAGCCAUGUUGGUUUGUAUUAGUUUUAAAGAAUCAUGCUAUUUUAAGGUUGUGACAAAAGUGGUCUGCUGCCCUCUAGACAGUUGUAGGAACAGAAUGUGGGACUGUGAUGUUAAUGGUGCUGGUGAGUGUUUUUGCUCCACAUAAGUGGAAAUGUGAGAUGAAUGGCAGUGGUUGUGUUAUUCCAGUUUACCUAUCCUUGAACUAUGCUUUGCACUAACAUUCCCCCCUAACCAAAAUAAAGUUUGCAUUUGCAAAACUGAUACCUUUUUAUUUUGUUUAUUUUAUUUGUAACAGCAAGGCUUGAGAUGUCUAUGAAACGGGAUUUUCAAAGGAUAUAAAAACAUUUCU